AGUCUUAAAUCUCAGAAUGAUAUAUGGCUGAAGGUGAUGAACCUUUGCCUAAUUUCUGAGUUAUGAAAUCGAAAAACUAGAGGACUUACAGAAACUGGGCAACAGAAAAGAAUUUGGAACCAAUGUUUUACCCUUCCAUAAAUGCAUGCAUAUUUUCAUAAUAGUAAAAGACACAUGGGUAUGACCACAUGGUUUUGCUGAACCUCUGAUUCCAGCAGAUUAAAUACCUUUUAGGAGUUUAAUGUAACAGAUCCUGUCAAGGGGAAAUAAUAAGCAUUUGUUUUGAUUUUUUUUACUUUAAUGAAUUACCCCGCUUAGCAGAAUAAAACCAAAAGAGGAAGUUAAUUAGAAUUGAAUUUCCAAAUAAAACUAAAAAAGAAAGUUGAUUUAAAGUAAUUUUAUUAUAUAUGUUUUAAGACCGAGAAGUAAACAGUACAUACAGUCCCAAUUUAUGAGAAAAUAAUUUCAAGAAUGUCUCGAGAUCACCGGACUGUAUCACUGAAACUGUCAAAGGUGCUCAAUGAUAUUGGUGUCAAUGAGAGAAUGAUUCUGAAGAGGAGGAGGACGGUCUUGUUGUGGGAUACUAUGGACACUUUAGGUACAGACAGAUUGCUGGGCAAGAACAUUUCCACCUAUCGUUUUGGUAGCCAGACUGAAGGGUCUACAACAUUAGGACUUCAUUCAGACACUGAUACACUCUUCUGCUACAAUAAGUAUAAUGUGAUACAGGACUGGGGUGAGUGGCAACCUGGCAAGCUCAAUCUACUGAUGAUCCAGGAUGAGACCACAUCCCCAGGUUACUGUCUACUACAAUGUCUGAAACUUGAUGAGCCUCUUCCUUUUCCUACUGCUUUACUUAAUCAUGAACUAGGCAGAUAUUUAAGAGUUAGCAGAGGUAAAGUGCUGGUGAAGAAUACAGCUCAUAGAGACAGUGCUAUCCCAGGAAGUGUAAGUAAUGGUCCUGCUUCAUCAAUACAAGGAGGGCCAGGUUUUGCUGAUCAUGAUUCUGUUCCAGCACACCACUGUAACUCAUGGCCUGUAGAAGCCCGACCAUGGUUAUUACAACAAGGUCUAGGAAGAUGGCCUUCAGAAGACAUUAAGAGAUAUUGUGAGACUACAGGAUGUUUUGUUGUACCAGUGAGCAGUAAAAAUGGCCAGAAUGAGCAACUUGAAUGGAGAAUAUCUACUUCCCAGGCUGAAAGAUGUCUGAUGUUUAAUAUAAACAUCACACAAUUAAGGUGUUACAUCCUGAUGAAGAUGAUUCUUAAAACAUUCAUAAAUCCUCGGUGUAAUGGUGUCCUUUCAAGUUUCAUGUGCAAAACUGUUUUAUUUCAUUGUAUACAAAAUACACGUUCAAAUAACUGGGUGCAAUCUAACUUACUCCCAUGUUUGAUGUGCUGCCUUACAGUAUUGCAGAACUUUGUAAGACAAGAAAACUGUCCACAUUUUAUAAUACCUGAAAACAACCUGAUGGCUGGAAGAAUUUCUCCUCAUAACAAACAUAAAAUUCUUGAAAUCCUGCAAAAUAUCUUACAAGGUGGAGAUUGUGCACUCCAGGAGAUUCCCACUGAUGACCUUGGCAUGAGACUACAAGUGAAGAUGAACAUGGAUGAAGGUUUUCAGUAUUACCAAACUCCAGCCCAAAUACAUAACAAAAUUUCAACAGGACUGUUACUUAAUACUACCAUUGCAAUAAGCAUGAAUCACGAUCACUUUUUAAACGAAAUAAUGCAUGAUGGAAAUGAGAUGGUGCGUGAGAGAUUAUUAAACUUUAUGUUUUCACUAACUAGAAUGUACAGAGAAGUGGGCAUUAGCAGUUUGGAAAAAUCUGCAUUGAAGCUUCUAGCACCUCUGCUUUCAUCUUCACUUGGGUCUGUAAUAGCAUCUUAUGACAUUUAUACUACUCACAGUAUAUCUCCAGAGGCGCUGACCUGGUUUUCAGUUUGUUUGAACUCGGAUGUAGCAUCUGGUAGAUUGAAACUUGCAUCAGCAUUAUACUGUAUAGGAGAUAUGGAAAGAGCAGAGUUUGUUCUGAGGAAUACAGAAGAAAAUUAUGAUCUGAAUUCUGUUGAACCUGUAUGUGGAUGUCAUUAUCAUCCCAUGUAUUACCAAAGGCAAGGAUUCAAGCAUAAAUGUAACACUGGAAAUGAAGAAGUGAUAAUUAAACAUAUCAUAGCAUUUUGUGUUAGAUUUCUGCGGUGUGAAAUUUGCUGUGUUCCUGAAGAGCUACAGUAUGAAAUGUUUAGGUCUACACAAGAGGACAGACUUGAAAGGGAUGAAAUUUUUGACUUUUGGAUGGACUCUGCAGUGGUAGAUUCUCUACCUUAUCUCUACUUUCUACAGUACAAAACGUACGGAGCUCUUCAGAGAGUGGCAGACCAACAACGUGCACUUGCAAACCUUGUCACUACCAUUGAAACAGAACAAAACCUAGGUCACAGGGAAACAGCGCUGAACUUAAUAGGACAGUGUAUGGAACAGGAAAACCGACAUAUUGAUGCUUUACGAUGCUACAUGAAAUCUCUGAAUAUCCGAUGCAGAAAUAAUGCUGCAAAUUUUCUUAUAUGUAAACUUCUUAGUUUGUCAGUAAAUAUGCAGUAGUGUAUGCAAAACGGGAAGCCCAUGCAAUCAGAAAAAAAGAUUAAUGGUGACAUAACACAGCAAAACUUCAUCUUAUUAUCUUUGGUUUUCAUCCUAGAAUAUUUGUUGUCAAUGUAAUAACAAUAUUGAAGUAUACCCUUACAGAAGAAAAAGGCCUGCUGCGUACUCUUGCUGUGUACAUACAGCGUAUAUGAUGCGUACAUGAUGUGUACUGAAAUCAAUAGUACGCAGGAUAUACACCGCACAUACACCGAUAGUACGUUUGUAGUACACUUUUGACAUGCAAAUGAGCUCUGCCGCGUACUACUUGCUGCGUACAUGCUGUGGACUACAUAGUACACAGGAUGUACGCUGGAGGAAUUUAGUAUGCGGGAAAUAGUACGCAGCAUGUACGCAGCACAUACACUUUUCACAUGCAAAUGAGCCUGCGGUGUACUACCCCUGCGGCGUACAUGCUGUGUACUCCUGCGGCGUACAUGCUGUGUACUCCUGGCCCGAGUCCUGCGGCGUACAUGCUGUGUACUCCUGCUGCAUACAUGCUGUGUACUCUUGUGGCGAAACUGCUGUGAUAAUGUAAAUUCCUUACCCCACCAACUUUCGUAUGCAAAUGCUGAUCAUUUGGACAGAAAAAAACAGAAAAAAGAUAAGUUACAUGCAUCAACAAGUAUUUACCCUUACCAAAAUAAUGUAGAUUGAUGUUAUCAAAUAAAUUAGUAUGCUUUUCUCCAUCCACUUUUCAAUGAAAUAAAUCAAAUUUUGUAGCAUGUAAUUUGGUAAACCUUUGAAGAAAAUGGCGUAACUGCAUCAAGGGGAAACAACUUUAA
Molecule: messenger RNA, 3425 nt
Organism: Mercenaria mercenaria
Lineage: Eukaryota; Metazoa; Mollusca; Bivalvia; Venerida; Veneridae
Exons: 2
Coding region: 472-2601 (709 amino acids)
Source: RefSeq, a predicted model, not a curated record